Messenger RNA from Bufo gargarizans (Asiatic toad), 2619 nucleotides. Its product is annotated as squalene synthase-like. The transcript is spliced from 7 exons. Gene Ontology annotation, cellular component: endoplasmic reticulum membrane. NCBI's taxonomy places the organism in Eukaryota, Metazoa, Chordata, Amphibia, Anura, Bufonidae. Gene Ontology annotation, molecular function: squalene synthase [NAD(P)H] activity. The coding region runs from base 180 to 1535 and encodes 451 amino acids. Gene Ontology annotation, biological process: cholesterol biosynthetic process; farnesyl diphosphate metabolic process. The record is from RefSeq and is a predicted model, not a curated record.
AGCUCUGGAGGGUGUGCCGCCUCCUGUUUGUUGUGAGGACCACUUGUGCAGCGUGCGGGGACGCCAGGGUACAUGGGCACUCGUCAUUCCCUCCGGCGCCAGCUCAGAUCGCGUGCCCUUGGGCGCUGUGGACGAUCGUCGCUCUCGGCCGGGGAGAAAGUUCCCUCCAAGUUUGGCUCAUGGCCAGUGUAAACUGCAAGGUGGCCGUCUCCCUGUUCAAGAGGACGCUGUGCCUGGGCCCUGCGCAGAAGCCUGGCGGUCAGCGCACGCUACUGACCGUCAGCAGGCUGCAGGAGUGGGGUCUGAAGGAGGGCCGCACCGUGCACAAGUGCUUCACCCCCCAAAACCUGGCCGUGUGCAAACUUCACUCUGUUACUCUGCCCCGACAGGAGUCCAUGAGCGACAGCCUGCAGACCUGCUACAAGUACCUGAACCAGACCAGCAGGAGCUUCGCCGCCGUCAUCCAAGCCCUGGACGGAGAGCUGCGACAUGCCGUGUGUAUCUUCUAUCUGGUGCUUCGAGCUCUGGACACCGUGGAGGACGACAUGACCAUCAAUCUGGAGACCAAAAUCCCCAUGUUACAUAACUUCCACACGUACCUGUACCAGGCGGACUGGAGGUUUACGGAGAGCAAGGAGAAGGAUCGGCAAGUUCUGGAGGACUUCCCCACGAUUUCCCUGGAGUUCAGAAACCUGGCGGUGGUUUAUCAGAAGGUGAUUGUAGACAUCUGCCACAAGAUGGGGGUGGGCAUGGCGGAGUUCUUGGAGAAGCAGGUGGAAUCUCUCCUGGAUUGGGAUAAGUACUGUCACUAUGUAGCUGGAUUAGUGGGGAUUGGUCUGUCACGCCUGUUCUCUGCCUCUGAACUGGAAGACGCCAUCGUCGGUGAAGAUGCAAGACUCUCAAACUCUAUGGGGCUCUUCCUACAGAAAACAAACAUCAUCCGAGAUUAUCUGGAGGACCAGCUGGACGGAAGAGAGUUCUGGCCCAGAGAGGUGUGGAGCAAAUACGGGAAAAAACUGUCCGACUUUGCCAAGCCAGAGAACAUAGUGCCGGCUGUGCAGUGCUUGAAUGAACUGGUGACCAAUGCUCUGCAGCACGUGCCCGAUGUCUUGCUCUACCUGUCCCGGCUGAGGAACCAGAGCGUGUUUAACUUCUGCGCCAUCCCACAGGUCAUGGCUAUCUCCACACUGGCCGCCUGUUAUAACAACCAGCAGGUGUUUAAGGGAGUGGUGAAGAUCCGUAAGGGGCAGGCGGUCACACUGAUGAUGGACGCCACUAAAAUGCAAACGGUCCGAGCUAUCAUGUACCAGUAUGUGAAUGAGAUCUACCAGAAGAUCCCCCUUACGGACCCCUCCUCAGGACGCACACAGAACAUUGUCUCCACCGUCCAGAAAUUGAGCUUGUCCAGUGGCCCCCUGGUGUCCCGAAACAGCUUCUCCCCCAUUUACCUGUCAUGUGCAAUGCUUUUGGCCGCCCUCAGCUGGCAGUACCUAAGCACGGUCCAGGCAUCGGAGGAGGUGCACACAGGCCAGUGACCUGGGACAGCAUAUCUACAUCAAUACAACCCUCCAUAUGGUAGCGAUCAUCAACCUGCCCCCCUUGUCUCAGACGAUUAUGGGACAGGAUAUUUUAGUUCAGUCAUAGUACUUGACGCACAUUUAUCGGGCAUCGUUUGACUUAGACUGAUCCUGGACGGCUUGAUCCCGGUAGAGCGGAUCCUUUCUAGGACUUUUCCAUGCUGGGAUGAGCCAUCAGGAUAUUUGGAGAUCUAGCUGGUGAUUUGGAAUGGAGGGUCCGUGAUCGAUAUGGUGGCCAGACCUGCUAGAGUGAAUAUGGAUCUCAAUCAUCUUGUGUACUGGAAUCGGGAACAUGUCACCAGUUGUUCCACAGCUACUUAGAGGCUACAUUGUCUUCUGCCAGAAGUAGUCAGUCUCUGAAUUGGGCUGUAUGAGGAAAAUACAGUCCAAAGGGGCACAGUGACGGGGAGCAGUCCUCCAUCAGGGCGCCUGAAAACAUAGCCUAACGAAUGUGAUAAUUACCAUGGAUUCGAGGUCUCUAAUUGGGUAACUACAACUCUCAGCAUGCUUGGAGUGGUAGUUUCCCAGUUGGUGGAUGCCACUGGUCGAGAGUGUGUCAGGAUUUCAUGAUCUGAGUGCGUGGACCAUAGUAUAUCCAGACAACCGUCAAGGUUACGCUUAUGGGGUUGCCAGACCCUUGCCCAGUGGAAAAGGUGGACGGGUUCAGUUAUAUUCCCGGCUGAUGUUUUUGUUUCCCUUAAGAUAAACGGCGUCAAUGGAUGUCUCGAUGCCACUUUUCUCAUCUUAAAUUCCUAUGUUGUUCAAAGUUUUAUGGUCAAAAGCAAAAAAGUCAACCAGGUGAUGUUUGUCAACGAUAAUUCUGAAAAUUCUCCAUCUCUUAAAUGUUCAUUUACUGGCUUUUAAAAGGUGGUUGCUGGGGCCGAUGGUUCACCAUCAGGAUACAUGCCUGUCAGUGAUUGGUCAGAGAGCAGAUCUCAUUGUGACGUUGACAUUCACUGUCACAGGAGGCCAUGGCGGGAAUGUAUUGUGACAUUGUUAUACAAUGUGGUUUAAUUUUUAUUAAAUAAAAUUAUUAAAUGAA